Molecule: messenger RNA, 4352 nt
Organism: Pipistrellus kuhlii (Kuhl's pipistrelle)
Lineage: Eukaryota; Metazoa; Chordata; Mammalia; Chiroptera; Vespertilionidae
Gene: RNASEL
Product: ribonuclease L
Exons: 6
Coding region: 308-2203 (631 amino acids)
Biological process (GO): mRNA processing; defense response to virus; protein phosphorylation
Molecular function (GO): protein kinase activity; RNA nuclease activity; RNA binding
Source: RefSeq, a predicted model, not a curated record
GGUCACUCCUUGCUUGGCCCCGCCCCCCUGGCUCAGUGACUGUGACUAGAAGGAAUUUUUUUUUCUGCUGGCAACAGUAUUUGAAGAGUAGGUGCUGACUGGAAGUAACAGAGGAGGCCACAGAGUUGAGAAGGUGUAAUGUCAGAAGACUCUCAGGGUAUUGUCCUUCCUCAUACUGCUCAUCUGUGGUCCGAUAAUCCUUAUUUAUCGUGACAGGAGUUUCUAGAGCCCCAUGUUUCUUUGAUCAAGUCCCAAGGAGAUAAGUUUUCAUUUUCUCCAAGGCAAAACGUUGUAACCAGUGGUAUUUAUGACCAUGGAGACAAUGGAGACCCAGGACAGACCCUCCCCCUCUGGCAAUGGGGGGACUUCAGGGGACAACAAUCAUUUGUUGAUAGAAGCCGUUAAAAAAGAUGACAUGGAGCAGGUCAAGCAAUUGCUGGAAGGAGGGGCUGAUGUCAAUUUCCAGGAAGAGGAAGGGGGCUGGUCUCCUCUGCAUAAUGCAGUACAAAUGAACAACGAGGACAUGGUGGAUCUUCUGCUUCGCUCCGGUGCUAACCCUGGUCUGAGGAAGAGGAAUGGGGCUACUCCCUUCAUUGUCGCUGGGAUUGUGGGAAAUGUGAGGCUGCUCGAACUUUUCCUUUCAAAAGGUGCAGAUAUCAACGAGUGGGAUUUUCAUGGCUUCACAGCUUUCAUGGAAGCCGCUGUGUAUGGCAAGGUCGAAGCCUUAAGAUUCCUGUAUGAGAAGGGAGCAGAAGUAAAUUUGGGUCGAAAGACAAUGGAGGACCAAGAGAGGCUUAAGAAAGGGGGGGCCACAGCUCUCAUGGAUGCUGCUAAGAAUGGACGGGAAGAUGCCGUGAGGAUCCUUCUCGAAGAGAUGGGGGCAGAUGCCAAAGCUCGUGACAACAUGGGCAGGAAUGCUUUAAUUCACGCUCUUGUGAACACUGAUGACAGUAACAUGGAGGCCAUCAUCCGACUUCUGUUGCACCAUGGGGCCGAUGUCAAUGUGAGGGGAGAAAAAGGGAAGACGCCCCUGAUCCUGGCAGUGGAAAAGAAGCACUUGACUUUGGUACGGAUGUUUCUGGAACAAAAACAUAUAGAGAUUGACGACACAGACAGUGAGGGCAAAACAGCACUGCUGUGGGCUGUCGAACUCAAUCUGGAGGCUAUUGCCAAGUUGCUGUGCGACAAAGGAGCCAGCACGGAUUGUGGGAACCUCAUUAGCUUAGCGAGGCGCAAUUACAACAGUUCCCUUGUAAAGCUUCUUCUCCAGCAUGGAGCCAGAGAAGAUUAUCACCCUCCUGCCAAAGACUGGGAGCCUCAGAGCUCACGCUGGGGGCAGGCCCUGAAACAUCUCCACAGGAUAUACCGCCCUAUGAUCGGCAGACUCAAGAUCUUCAGGGAUGAAGAAUAUAAAAUCGCUGACAGUUCAGAAGGAGGCAUCUACCUGGGGUUCUAUGACGAGCAAGAGGUAGCUGUGAAGCGAUUCUCUGAAGACAGCAGUCGUGGACAACAGGAACUCUCCUGUCUGCAGAGCAUCCGCGGGAACAGUAACUUGGUGACAUUCUACGGGCAUGAGAUCCACAAGGGCUGUCUGUAUGUGUGCACCUCCCUCUGCGAGCAGACACUGGAGAUGCAUUUGGCCGAAAACGAGGCUGUGGAAAACGAGGAAGAUGAGUUUAGCCGAAACGUCCUCUCCUCUAUAUUUAAGGCCGUGGAGUGUAUCCUGUCAUGUGGAUACACUCACCAGGAUCUACAGCCACAAAACAUCUUAAUAGAUUUCAAGAAUGCUGUUCGUGUGGCAGAUUUUGAUAAAAGCAUUAAGAGGGCUGAAGAGCCAGAGCAAGUCAUGACCGAUCUAGAGGCCCUUGGAAGGCUGGUCCUAUAUGUGGUAAGGAAGGGAGACAUUCCUUUUGAGACCCUGAAGACUCAAAGCAAUGAAGACGUGAUUACAUUGUCUCCAAGUGAAGAAAUUCAGCACCUCAUUGAGCAGCUGUUCUCUCCUGGGGAAAAUGUAGAGAACCUUCUGAGUGACCUGCAGGGUCAUCCUUUCUUCUGGAGUUGGGAGAGACGCUAUAGAACCCUUAGGGAUGUGGGAAAUGAAUCCGACAUCAAAAAGAAAACACAAGUUAUUAAUACCAGAAAUGAAAGAGGGGACAUCAAUAUAGAUCCCAUGGACAUUAAAAGGAUAUUAAAGGAAUACUAGGGACAGCUCUAUGCCACAAAUUUGAUAACCCAGAUGAAAUGGACCAAUUUCUUGAAAGACACAAUUUUCCAGUAUUCACAUAAGAGAAAACAGACUAUCUAAAUAGGCCUAUAUCUGCUAAAGAAAUUCAAUCGACAAGUAACAACUCUACAAAGCAGAAAUCAUCAGGCCCUGGUGAGUUCAACAAAACAUUUAAGGAAUGUGGUUUUCUUUCCUUACAAUGUCUUUGUCUGGGUUUGGUGUUUGGGUAAUGCUGGCCACAUAGAAUGAGUUAAGAACAUGACCUCUGCUUUUCUGUCCUCUGAAAGAGAUUGUAUGUGGGUAGAAUUAACAGGGAACCCAUCUGGGCCUGGUGAGCUCUGUUUCUGAAGGUCAUUAAUUAUGGGAAAACCAGAAAGAGAAGAAAGGAACCAAAAGAAAUAUUUGAACCAAUAAUGACUGAGAAUUUCCCCAAAUUAAUGCUAGACACAAAACCACAGAUCCAGGAAGCUUAGAGAACACCAAGAAGAAUAACCGCCACAUCAUACUCACUCACACUGUGGAACAUCAAAGAUAAAGAAAAAAAUCUUGAAAGAAGCCAGAGGGAUGAAAUGCCUCAUCUAUAGAGGAGUGCAGACAAGAAUUACAUUGAACUUCUCAGAAACCAUGCAAGCAAGAACCAAGAGACUUGACCUCUCUACACCUCCAUUAGCUCGCCUGUAAAACACGUCUUGCAAUUCCUCUCUUCCGUCGCAUACUAAGAGCUCAAUGGGGGUCGCAAACAUUUGAAAGCAUCUGUUAGGGGUCAGGGAGUACAUGUAAUGGCACAAGGAGGGAAUCUUUUUAUCUCCUACUAAUCUUAAAUAUAUAACUCCUCCUACAUACACAGCAGGAAUUAAAUAGACUUGUGGAUAUCCUGGCCACUCAACCCCCAUGAAUCAUGUAUCUUGUGGGAGGAAAUGCAUUCAGAAUUUCCCCAGGAAUUAACUGUUCAACUGCACCCCUACUGGUCUAGCACUUUCUUCACGCUCUGGGGAGUUUAGGGAAGAGGUGGGAAGAAGGGCAGCCACUAAUGUCCCUGCCCCCAACUCUGGUCCCAGGCCAUGCACGUGGCCUAUGUUAUCUCGUUAGUCUCCAAACAACCCUGUGCGGUAGAUCUUGUCAUCUCCACUUCACACACAAGGGUGUUUGGACUCGGGGAGAUUAUGUCAUUUGAGGAUGAUCCUACAAAGUUACUAAGGAUUAAAGAUGGGAUUGCACACCCAUCUGCCACGUGGGAAACUUAGCUCUGAAGGAAAGGCAGCAGGGCGUCCUGGCCUGGACUCUGUGGGUCAGGAGAGGGCCCCUGUGUCAAUGUCUCUGAAUGAGAACAAAGGGCCCUUAGUCCUGAUCCAGGAUGGGAAGCAAAUGUCUCGGCUAAUCUCUUCAAUUGAAAAUGAUGUGUGGAUCCCUCUGGGGAGCAACGUGUUGUUGCUUGUGCCCUUCUCUUAAAGAAGAGGUCAGGAGGCCCCCCGAUUGUGAAUGUGAACACGCUUUAUUCUGAUUCAUGACCUGCAGCCCCGGUUGAGGUGUUGGGGGUGGGGACCGGCACCCCGAGGUGCUGCACGUGAGCUGCCCCCCCGCCUCUGGGGUGACACCUGGAUCAGUUUGGAGGCACCCAAAAUGAGGGGCAGAUGUCUUUCCAUACUUCUGUAGAAAGAGGGGUGAUCUCAUGUCACUCCCUGACACAUGAAACUGAAAAGGCUCCUGAAGGUGGAAGGCAGGUCCCGCUCAGUCUCUCUUUUGUUUUCCUCUGCCUCUUUCUGUCACUCUUUGGUAUGAAUGGGUCGUACGAGCUUCCUGAAAAACCAGAAAGUUCUUCAAGCAUCCAGAAUGACUGGAACAAGGAAAAAAAAAAUUUGCAUGAGGACAUGUAGGUAUUUCUUCUUCCUUGGGCUGGUCACAAGUGUCCCUGAUUGCUGAUUUGACUGUCUGGCACCCAGCACUAUCUAAUGACUAUGAAGCCAGCAUAACUGACGGUAAGGUCAGUGCAGAUAUAGAGUGCAAAUUCUGUUUUCUCCACUACCUCCCAGCACCUCGCGCAGUUUGCUUACUCAUGCCUUCGCUGUGUAUUCAUGGGGCAACUCUCGUCUGCAUGUCACUGAGGUCAGUGUUGGGGGCACCUACAGAG